Chiroxiphia lanceolata (lance-tailed manakin) is the source of this 3061-nucleotide messenger RNA. Its product is annotated as protein GLUTELIN PRECURSOR ACCUMULATION 3-like. The record is from RefSeq and is a predicted model, not a curated record. Gene Ontology annotation, molecular function: protein binding. The transcript is spliced from 13 exons. Lineage: Eukaryota; Metazoa; Chordata; Aves; Passeriformes; Pipridae. Bases 12 to 1940 code for a protein of 642 amino acids.
CCGGGGCGGGGAUGACCGGGGCCGCCCCCGUUGCCCCGCGGCGCCUUAAUAGCGGCCCCGGCGACCCCCGCGCUGCCCGCCGCGAUGCUGCCCGCCCACCGCCGAGGCCGCCCGGGGCCCGCGGGCCGCGCCCUGCGGGGCGGCCUCGCCUUCUACGUGCUGUGGGCUCUGCGGGAGCCGCCGCGGCGCCUCGGCAGCCAGUCCAGCAAGAUGGGUUUCCAGGCUUGGCUGCCCCUGCCUUUGCCAAAGCAGCUGGUGGUGUUCAGCCUGGGAGACUGGAGCUGUUACUCUCCAGACACGAGCAUCGCAGUGGAAGUGCUGGUGUCCCCAGGCGUCGCACCACAGCGCAUUGGCACGCUGGAGCCCACACGCAGGUUAUGGCAGGAGCUGCUAGGAUGUCAGGAAGGGCAUACUGGAAAAGCUUUCUGAUCUCUGGUGCUGCCUGCUUCUACUGGUCUCUGGUGUGGGAAGAUGACUGGAGAAUGGAUAUUUUCAUGGCCUCAUUGAAAGAGAUGGACAAAGGCAACCCUGUGAGGCUUGUCCUGACUGUCAAUGGACAGCUGCUCCGAGGGGUCUCCAGCAGUACACCUGCCCACCCCUUCCUUGUCCCAGAGACUACUCACUCACCAGUGUUUCCAGCAGAUGAUAGACCUGUUGGCCAGGAUCUGGAGGAUCCUAUUGAGGUUAAGAGCCAGAGCUCAGAGGUGGCUGCUAGAGGAUCCAGGCCUGGGAGGAAGGAUGUCCAUGCACCACUGAGGGCCCUGGUAGUACCCUAUGCCCUGAAGCCACCAUCUGGCAAGGUGAAAUCCAAUGAGACCUGGAGGAAUAGUCCUGUCCAAGGACCACCAAGAGUCCACUCCAAGAAGCCCAGGAAAGUUUUAUUUGAACCCACAGCAUCUGAGAGAGGUCUUGAUGAAGAAGGCCAUCUCUGUGUUCCCUCUGCAGAUCUGGCUGUGAAGGAGUUGCAAGGCAGUCCCAGCCCUCGGUGGUGCCAUGCCAUGUGCCUCAGUGACCUGGGGACAGCUGUUCUGAUUGGUGGAGAAGGUGUCGAUCAGCAGUCCUGCAAGGAUGUGCUCUGGAAGCUGGAAAUUGACAGCGAUUUGUGGCUUCCAGUGGGUUUCCAGCUACAAAACACCAUGCCAUCAUGCUUGCAUGGUCACACAGCUACCUAUGACCCUGACACCAAGCGUAUCUACAUCUUUGGGGGCAUAAGGGAGGACAAAGACUACAGCAGCAUUUACAUUCUGGACACGGUCACCUGGAAAUGGCUCCUCGUGGCUGCUAAAGGGAGGAUACCAGUGCUUACCUACCACAGUGCAACUAUCUACCAAAAGGAGCUCUUUGUUUUUGGAGGAACUUUCCCCAAAAAGGCAUCACUGGCAGUUGGACCCUGCAGCAAUGUACUCUAUGUCUUCAAUCCAGAGCAUGAAAUUUGGUAUCAGCCCAUCUCAGAAGGGGAGAAGCCUCUGCCUAGGUUUGGGCAUUCAGCUACUCUACUGAAAAACAAGCUGCUGAUUUUUGGGGGUCGGAGGACUUCUCUUUACCUCAGUGACAUGCACAUUCUGGAUCUGGGUUUCAUGGAGUACACACCAGUCCCCCUACUCGCAGGACAGCCUUCUGCACGUUGUUUCCAUGCAGCUCUGGCUGUGUCAGACCAGAAGGUUCUGAUCAGUGGAGGCUGCAAUGCCAUGGGAGCCCUGCAUGAUGCCUUUGUCUUCCACCUAGAUACUCUUUCAUGGAGCACAGUGAUCCACCAUGACCUCUGUUCUGUGCCUCGAGCUGGCCACACAUUGCUUGACCUGACUCCCACCCACCUGAUAGAUGUGGACAAGGAGAAGACAGAGGAGCACAGCCUGCACACGGUGUUGGUCUUUGGGGGCUCCAACUGUGCAGGAACCUUCUACAACAGCACAGUCAAGAUCAAGCUGGACCUAGGAUAAUGCAGAAUACUCAGAAUGAGCCUGACAGCAAGGGCUUUUCACCAGCCUAAAUGCAGACAUGGAUGGCAAUAAAUGAGCCCAAGCAAUGUUGUGGUCCAAGUAUCUGUAUGUAGGUGAAUGCCACAUUGGCACAAGAGACUGGAGGUUUGUAACAUCUUUCGGAAGGCUGUAGGUAUUGUUAUCUUAGGGUAGCUGAUAUACAGUAUCAGACUGGCAGAAAUUCCAUCCCCUAUGGAUGUCUUGGUACUUGGGCUCAAGUGCCAAAACAUUCAGUGAGAUCUGAUCUAAGCCUCCACAGGAACACAGACACAAAGAUCUGGUUUUCCCUUCUUGCCCUACAGGUUUUUGGGCUGGAGUUCCUGGAGUGCUUUCAACUCUGAAGGUGACUGAGGUGUUUUGUUUCAUUUGGGAUGAGUGGAAUGGGAUUUACUCCUGCCACUUGGAAAGUCCUCAUAGUGAAAGUAUGAUUCUGGUUUUGAGGGAACCUGAAUGGGAUUCCCUUAGGAAAUAGUCUGCAGCUGAAAACUAGGAAAACACCUGGAACAGUGUUUGAGGGAAAAGGAAUGUAAUUUUCAGUGUAUGGGAGAAAGUUGUUUGUGCCUUGCUGACUAUGGCACAAUCAUUUAGUGUUGCUCUAGACAGACCUUUAUGAUAAAUUCUGUGUGACUGCUGCUACAUAAGGAAUAGGUACAAGUCCUCUGUCCCAGGUAGUAAUUCUCUUAUUUGCAAGGGGUGGCAGAGUUGCUGACUUAGCUCUUUCAAGAUCCAUGAGACCAAACAAAGGUUAGAAUUAAGCUGUCUUCCCUCAGAGACUAACUCUUACUGUUUAUAUCCAUGGCACUGAUGACUAUGCCAUAGGUCUGAGGCAGCUCCAAGGACAAGCACAGUGUAUACACUGAUUCCUUGAUGCUCUUUCUGUAGAUGGUAGAAAGAAGCUGCACCCAUGGGGAGUCCAGAAUUGGCUCAAUGCCUCACAGUUGUUUGUGGCCAAGUUCCCCAACCCAAAGCCAUACAAAGGGAACUUAUGAUAAUUACGGAUGCUUCUGCUUUAAUCUGCUUCAUGGAGAUAGAUUAGAUAGAACAAACUAGUAGCUGUAAGCAUUCCAGCACAGGCAUACUCC